Molecule: messenger RNA, 566 nt
Organism: Charadrius vociferus (killdeer)
Lineage: Eukaryota; Metazoa; Chordata; Aves; Charadriiformes; Charadriidae
Gene: TPPP3
Product: tubulin polymerization-promoting protein family member 3
Exons: 3
Coding region: 1-531 (176 amino acids)
Biological process (GO): microtubule polymerization; microtubule bundle formation; positive regulation of protein polymerization
Cellular component (GO): microtubule
Molecular function (GO): tubulin binding
Source: RefSeq, a predicted model, not a curated record
AUGGCCGGGAGCGCUGAGAUGGCGUCCCUGGAAGAGAGCUUCCGCAAAUUCGCCAUCUACGGUGACACCAAAGCUACGGGGCAAGAGAUGAAUGGGAAGAACUGGGCCAAGCUGUGCAAAGACUGCAAAGUCACCGAUGGCAAAAGCGUCACCAGCACCGACGUGGACAUUGUCUUCUCCAAGGUGAAAGGGAAGACAGCCCGUGUCAUCAACUACGAGGAGUUCAAGAAGGCGCUGGAGGAGCUGGCCCCCAAGAGGUUCAAGGACAAGAGCAAAGAGGAGGCGUACGAGGCCAUCUGCCAGCUGGUGGCAGGGAAGGAGCCCAUUAACGUGGGCGUCACGAAAGCCAAGACGGUGGGGGCCGUGGAGAGGCUGACGGAUACCUCCAAGUACACGGGGUCCCACAAGGAGCGCUUCGACGAGAGCGGCAAGGGCAAGGGCAAGAGCGGGCGGGAGAACAUCGUUGACACCAGCGGCUACGUCAGUGCCUACAAGAACGCGGGCACCUACGAUGCCAAAGUGAAAAAGUAGGGAGGGGUGCCCGUGGCGCCCACCGCCCCGGUCCC